GUUCCUGAUAACCCACCAAAUUAUAUCCUUUUCCUUAAUAACUUGCCUGAGGAAACAAACGAGAUGAUGCUGUCCAUGUUAUUCAAUCAGUUUCCUGGAUUCAAAGAAGUACGUUUAGUGCCUGGGCGCCAUGACAUUGCAUUUGUCGAGUUUGAAAAUGAGAAUCAAGCAGGAGCUGCUCGAGAUGCUCUCCAAGGAUUCAAGAUUACUCCAUCCCAUGCCAUGAAAAUCACUUAUGCAAAGAAAUAG
This is a messenger RNA of Eurypyga helias (sunbittern), 249 nucleotides long. RefSeq names its product U2 small nuclear ribonucleoprotein B''. Gene Ontology annotation, cellular component: U1 snRNP. The transcript is spliced from 2 exons. Gene Ontology annotation, biological process: mRNA splicing, via spliceosome. Gene Ontology annotation, molecular function: U1 snRNA binding. NCBI's taxonomy places the organism in Eukaryota, Metazoa, Chordata, Aves, Eurypygiformes, Eurypygidae. The annotation marks the transcript as partial. The record is from RefSeq and is a predicted model, not a curated record.